AAAGAACCACCCAACAUACAUCCCCCAACCCAACCUAGAUCUCCUCGGUAACGAAGGAUACUUUACGGGGACCGAAAGGCACACCUCGCCGCUGCCAAACUCAGCCAUGAAUGGUGUGCACUGAGGCGAGGCCGAAAGCGCAGAGAAACAACUCCGCGAUGGUGAGGACGGGGCGGUCCGUGCUGCUCUUCCUCCUCGCCCUCACGGUGCUCUCCCCGCUCGUGCUCUACACGCGCCGCCUCUCCGUCGCGCUUAACCCCAUCCAAAGGAAGGAUUUGCCUGGCGAGAUCGCGAAUCAGGGCCUUGGUGUCAAGGCUAGCAGCAGGCUGAAUGCGCUUCCGCUGGAAACUGUGAGUUCUUUGAAAGAACCUGUCGGCGUCGUAUUCUCGGAGGAACCACGCGACUUGUCAAACGAAUCCAUUGAAUCCAAGGACCAAGAAUCGACACCGAGGAAGAAGGCAAACAGGGCGCUUUCUGAAGUCACGGCUGCUGAUGGUGCUGGAUCGAAGGAAGAUGGUUUGAUCGACCAAGUGACAAGGCAGGAGGGACAAGAUGGUAGUUUGGUGAGUAGCUCAAUUGAUCAGCAGGAGAAAGCCACUGGCUCCCAGCAGCAAUCUUCUUCUGAGGCAAGUUCAUUGGAGACACCUGCUAAGGUUCUUGUUGAAAAUCCUCAAAAAGAGAGCACGGAUGUUAAGAGUAAAAACAUGGCUUUGCCUGAUACUAGAGUCCGGAAUAUCAAGGAUCAGUUAAUCAAGGCGAAAGUCUACCUUGGUCUUGGAGCCAUUCGAGCAAAUUCCCAAUACCUCAGGGACUUGCGACAGCGGAUACGGGAAGUUCAAAAGGUGCUUGGUGAUGCAACCAAGGACUCUGAUUUACCAAAGAAUGCCAAUGAAAAGGUGAAAGCACUUGAGCAGACAUUGAUCAAGGGCAAACAGACACAGGAUGAUUGUUCUGUUGUUGUAAAAAAGCUCCGUGCUAUGCUUCACUCAGCAGAGGAGCAGCUGCUUGCUCAGAAGAAACAAACUGUUUUUUUAACACAACUUGCAGCCAAAACCCUCCCCAAAGGUCUUCACUGCCUACCCUUGAGGCUGGCUAAUGAAUAUUUUUCAUUGGAUUCCGUUCAGCAACAAUUCCCAAACCAUGAGAAACUUGAUGACCCCAAACUGUAUCACUAUGCAUUGUUCUCGGAUAAUAUAUUGGCAACAGCAGUUGUUGUUAAUUCAACAGUGUUAAAUGCCAAGCACCCUUCCCGUCAUGUCUUCCACAUAGUAACUGACAGACUAAAUUACGCUCCAAUGAAAAUGUGGUUCCUCUCGAACCCUCCUGGAAAAGCAACGAUUGAAGUACAGAAUAUUGAUGAGUUCACAUGGCUAAAUGAAACCUACAGUCCGGUGCUGAAACAACUUGGUUCUCAAUCUAUGAUUGAUUAUUACUUUAGGGCACAGCGUGCAAACUCAGAUUCAAACUUGAAGUACAGAAACCCAAAGUAUCUUUCAAUGCUUAAUCAUCUGCGAUUUUACUUACCUGAGAUUUAUCCAAAGCUCGACAAGAUGGUCUUUCUCGAUGACGAUGUAGUAGUAAAGAAGGACCUCACUGGCCUCUGGUCAAUCGAUAUGAAGGGGAAGGUAAAUGGUGCUGUAGAGACUUGUGGAGAGAGCUUCCAUCGUUUUGAUCGUUACCUGAAUUUCUCAAAUCCUGUUAUUGCGAAGAAUUUUGACCCCCAUGCUUGUGGUUGGGCUUUUGGAAUGAAUGUGUUUGAUCUGGCUGAGUGGAGACGGCAGGACAUAACCGAAAUCUAUCACUCUUGGCAGAAACUUAAUGAAGACAGAUUGCUAUGGAAACUUGGCACUCUCCCUCCAGGCCUGAUCACAUUCUGGAACAAGACGUUCCCCCUCAAUCGAUCGUGGCAUGUUCUUGGUCUUGGUUACAAUCCGCAUGUAAAUAGCAGAGACAUUGAGCGUGCUGCUGUCAUACAUUACAACGGCAACAUGAAGCCCUGGCUCGAGAUUGGCCUGCCCAAGUUCCGGAGCUACUGGUCCAAGUAUCUUUACUACGACCAGCCUUUCCUGCGGGAAUGCAACAUCAAUCCAUGAAGCAAAGAUUCCGCAACUCCGAGUCAUCUCCAACAUAACCAAUGGUUUGCUCUUGUCAAGGUGCUCUGUAGUCUAGUUAGUUCACUAUUGCAUUGAUUCAUUUCUCUAGAUUUUGGUUGAUAAUGGGAUGGUUCUGGAGAAGUUUGUGGAUUUUUGUGAGCAAGAAAGUUGUUCUGGGGCACAAUUGCUCUCAUGUAUGCCAUCUUUCUCUAAGGGAAAGUUGUUUGCUGUAGACAUAGUCUCUGUAACUGGAAAGUUAGAUAUGUUCAGGGUGAUAUAACCUACAUCCGUCAGAUUUCCCUUUUUUGGGGAGAAGGGUUAUCAUGUUAAUCAAGCAUUAGGAUCUCCCAUGGAGGGUCAUCAA
This is a messenger RNA of Brachypodium distachyon (stiff brome), 2457 nucleotides long. Its product is annotated as probable galacturonosyltransferase 4. The record is from RefSeq and is a predicted model, not a curated record. NCBI's taxonomy places the organism in Eukaryota, Viridiplantae, Streptophyta, Magnoliopsida, Poales, Poaceae. Bases 111 to 2093 code for a protein of 660 amino acids. Gene Ontology annotation, molecular function: polygalacturonate 4-alpha-galacturonosyltransferase activity. The transcript has 9 exons.